AUGACGCUCCUUGACAACGCCACCUCGAGCACGCAAGCCGUAGCCGGCCAAUAUGAAGGCUUCAGAGACUAUCAAUCGCAUUUUCUAUUGGGUCUUGCCUUGGUCGUUGUACUAUAUGGCCUCCUGCGCAACGACGACGCCAAGAAACUACCCAUCAUCAACCCACAGAAAUGGUUUCAACUGACCGCCUCUGAGUCUAUUAUGUCGUUUGCCUUAGCUGGGCGCGAACUUCUCGAAGAGGCCAGGCGAAGAUUCGGGGCUACGCCGUUUCGCGUCUUGACGGACCAGGGUAAAUUCAUCAUGCUUCUGCCGCAGCACGGUGAGGAGAUCCGCAACGAUCCUCGCUUUAGCGUUGACGAGCCUAUUAUCGAACUGUUCCAGGCGAGGUAUCCUGGAUUCGAACCUUUCAUGGAGGGCGCCAUUCCUACAAAGCCUCUGCAAAAUGUGGUUAAAUUGCGUGUCACUAAAUCUCUAGCCAAGGUCACCCAGCCUUUGUCAGAUGAAUGCUCCGUGACACUUCAAGAGUUUCUCGGUGACACAAAAGAGAUUGUUCUUAGAGACCUGAUCAUCCGCCUCAUUUCGAGAAUGUCAGCUCGCGUCUUUGCCGGCGAGAACUUAUGCCGCAACGAGCGUUGGCUCGACCUCGUCGUGAACUACGGCGAGAACAGCGUCUUGGGCAUGCGCAAAUUGCGCCUCUGGCCCAGUUUUCUCAAGACCAUGGCCACCAACUGGAUUCCCGAAUGCAGAGACCUUAAAGCUCAGGUGAAGGAGGCCUGGGAUCUCGUCGCUGCCGAGCUGGAGGCGCGCCACGCUAAGAAUGACGGCAAGGAGUACAACGACACCAUCUACUGGUUCGAGGAGCUUGCUGCUGGGAAGCCGUACAACUUUGGGGCGUCGCAGCUGAUGCUGGCGGUCGUAUCCAUCGGCACGACGUCUGAUCUCAUCACGCAGGCCUUGGUCGAUAUAUUUCAGCACCCCGAGCUAAUUGAGCCUUUGAGAGAGGAGAUUACCGGAUGUCUCGAGAAAGAGGGGUGGAAGAAAACGGCGCUUUACAACAUGAAGCUUCUCGACAGUGUUCUCAAUGAGAGCCAACGCCUCAAGCCCAACUAG
This is a messenger RNA of Colletotrichum lupini, 1110 nucleotides long. Its product is annotated as ent-kaurene oxidase. The transcript has 4 exons. Gene Ontology annotation, molecular function: oxidoreductase activity, acting on paired donors, with incorporation or reduction of molecular oxygen; heme binding; iron ion binding. The record is from RefSeq and is a predicted model, not a curated record. NCBI's taxonomy places the organism in Eukaryota, Fungi, Ascomycota, Sordariomycetes, Glomerellales, Glomerellaceae. Bases 1 to 1110 code for a protein of 369 amino acids.